Messenger RNA from Podarcis raffonei (Aeolian wall lizard), 4245 nucleotides. RefSeq names its product natural cytotoxicity triggering receptor 3 ligand 1-like. The record is from RefSeq and is a predicted model, not a curated record. The transcript is spliced from 4 exons. Bases 3352 to 4245 code for a protein of 297 amino acids. Lineage: Eukaryota; Metazoa; Chordata; Lepidosauria; Squamata; Lacertidae.
AUGAUUACCUGAACGUUAAAAGGCAUGCAGGUUAGAUGUGGAUAUUUUCAUGGAAGCCUGAAGCCAGCAUCUUCAAUAAUCAUUCAAGUUUCUCCACAUAACCCUUUGUUUUUCUGUGAACUUGGCUAAGAGCAACAUGGCUUUAAGAGUUCUUUACCAUUUUAGCUCAAAAACAAGCAUCCAGUUCAUUACAGCUGAAACCCAGUUUAUCCUUUGAACAUGACUCCUAAAGGCAUUCUUUAUUCCUGUGUUAUUCCUACUUGAAUUUUGAUUCAAAGACUACUGAAGCAAAUGGAAUGACAGUGGCAUUAAGACUGGAUACAAAGUAUUUAAAAAUGAGGUCUGAAAACUACAUUCGUUUAGGACAGUAUUUUUUUCUGAUGGUUGUGCUGAUGGGGCAGAAAUAGGAGGUGGCUAUUAAAAUAUUGAACAACUGUAAUGAUUUCUGUUUCCAGGAAAUUGGCUGUUUUGCUAUAACAGAAUUAUUUAUAUUUGCAGAGAUAAAAUGAAAGGCAGGCCUUCCCUAUACAAAAGUUAGGGAAGGAGAAUUUGGUGCACAGUUUGCAUAAGACUGUUAAGCAUGUAGUGGAUACUUGAAAAAACCUGUGCAGGUUUUCUCCCUGCCCUUGAUGAACCGGUAGUGUGUGACUACUGCCAUGCACCAAAUUCUCCUUUAAUAAAACCACAAAUGUCAUAAUAUGAGCACAUCUCAAAACAGAUAGCACAUACACACAGGUGGCUUCUUGGAGUCAAAGAGGCCAGGUGGGCAGCCUUUCCAUGGAACCAGCCCAUGGUCAGAGUGGCCUGUGAACCCGUCCUGUGCUUCCUUUUUUCAAGUUCCAUUAUCUUAACUGAAUUUUGCCUUCUUGCUUCUUGUCAUCUCCUACUCCUGCUCGGUGUCAGCCACUCUUUCCUUUUUAUGGUCCUGAAAUGAAUAUGGCAAUGUAGUUCUGAUCUAUAGGCUGAAUUGUCUUUCUGUAGCCCUAGACUUCUUUUUCCACAGCCCACGAUGGCCAGUAGAAGAGCCAGCACAGGCAACUGCAACCAUGCAUAGUGCCUUCCUAGUUGGAUUAUAUACAAGGUGCGAUGGAACAGGAUUAUUGGACUGAUACCCAUGACUUAAUUCAUAUUACCCAUACAGGAGACCCUACAUGAGAAUCAAAAGAAGUUCCCGGAGGAAGGCUAUUUCUCUACAGUUUUACUUGAAACAGUACAUUAGACAGCUGCUUAAAUACAGGUUGUGAUCCUUUCUUGAGGCUCACCUAAUACAAUUGUUGGAAAGUUAUCUUCUGUAUUUUGUUUGUGGCCUGACAAGUAUAUACAGACCAAAAAAGCAUUCUGUCAUUAAAUUUUAUGUGGCAUACAUCCCUCUUUUAAGAUUAUAAAUAAAAUCACAUGACAAAAAUAAAAAGUUGGGUUGCAGUAUGAUUCCAAAAGCUUAUUGCAUUUUAUAAUCAAGAAGCUUUAAAAAUGUUCAGGAUACAGAAUUUAUGGUGUUCCGUUUAUCACUGCUGUGAGCCAAACCACGUUCUACAAGGAAAUAUGGCACAGUCAUGGCUGUGUAUGGGCCAGGCUAUUCAAACUACUUCAUAAUUUAUAAUGCUUAUAAGAGGCUAUGACCAUGCUGAAUGCAGAUGAUAUCAGACACAACCAAUGUAUCUGGAAGAAUUAAAAUAAGGUUCCUAUAGUAUUAUUAAUCUAACAUUAAAAAUGAAUCUGCAGCUUCUGUUCAAUUGUUUGUUUUAUAAACAAAUCUUAUGCUUGGGACUUUCCCCCACCCCCAAGUAUAAAAAAACUAUGACACAAAAAGUAUUACCAAGUUGCAAUGCUAACCACUUGCCUGGGGGUAAGCCCCAUUAAAUUGAGUACUGACUUCUGAGUAGACAUGAUUACUGUUUUUGUAUGGGGACAGAGAGCUUGGCAAAGAUUGGUCACUUGCCUUGGUAAGAGGCAAAAUUCCUAUCCUGCAAAGUUUUCAGAUCAGAACUCAGUGAUGCCCGGCAUGGUUUGCAUCGUGAAAUUCCCAGGUUUAAUCAUUCUUGUCUCCCCGGCUAAAAGAAAUUAGUCCUAAAUUUGGUAUAAGACAUAAUUUCCAUGGUUUGGUGCUUCAUUCCUAAAUGCAUUUUCUUCAAAGUAUUGUUCAUUUGUUUUUAGUGCCACUUAUUUCUCUAAAAAGGAAUAUUUAGGAUGGUGGCCCAAGUCUCAUGAAGGUUGUUUUUAAAUUCCUUUUUGGUUUAUGACAUGGAGACUAUGUUUCCUUGUCCUUCACCCUGCCUCACAUUGAAACUUUUCAGCAAGAGUUCUUUGGCACAUAGCCACUGCCCAUGUAGCUCUGUACUGUCUACACUGGCAGGCAGUGUCUCCCUCAGUCCUACCUGGAGAUGCUGGGGUUGAGCCUGGGACCUUCCACCUGCAAAGAAGAUGCUCUGGGCAUCCCAACAGAUUCAUAGUAUAACAAAGUUGUACAAAUCUGUGUUAUUUCCAGUGCAAUAUUUGUAUGCAGAAUGUUGUUUCACCCUUACUUUGUAUACAUGAGGUAUAAAUUAAAUUGAAUUCAUCGUCAGUUGCUUUGGGUCCUCUAUGACCAUCUUCUUCCAGUGAUUGUUGUGGCAGCAUUGUUAUGUUUGGCAGAAUUAAAAACAAUAACACUGUAGAUCAUAAACAAGGAUGUUUAACAUUCAUUAUUAUAUUUAUUACAUUUAUUGGUUGGUUACUACAGAAAAUGUAUUGAAGCAACCAACAAUUGGAGAAAAACACAGAGUUUAUUUGUUGUCAAUGUGAGACAAUAAACCAGAAGCCUAUAUGGGGGGAAGAGAGACUUGGAGCAUGAAUUGAAUACUCAGGACUGUAGGGGGCUAUGGGUUGAGAUUUUACUUAAACUCAAGAUUAGGCUUAAGUUGAGCUGUCAACCAUUUGUGAGAUUUGCUGGGGUGCUGUGCCUGUUUGGUUUUCUGUUUACCUCCUGCAUUUUAACCCGGCUUACUCGUGAGCACUCCUCAGCUGCCUGAGAAAUGAGGAUUUUUUUUGACGCCACGGAUACGAGCUUCGAAAGUUUAUUGCCUGGUACUCAGCUACGUACAGGAGCUGUUCCUUGGUCGGAGUUUAUUUAUUUAUUUAUCCCAGUUUAACUACUCAAGCUGUUGAAGUUGACUUUUUGACCAUGCGAAGCUUCCGUGCGAUUUUAAGUUUCGCGGCUGCCCCCUGCCUGUCCACUAUCUGCGUCAGGUCCAAAUACAACCAAAGCUCGCAAUCUCAUAAGCGAAAGCGAAACCUUUCACAGGAGAAAGACGAUUGUGGGAACCUGGCGAGUUCUUCGCGUGGAAGGAAAACCGCGCCUCACCAGCGAGACCCAUGGACUGGGGAGGUGGGUUGGCGGCCCGCAGGUGCCUCCUGCACGGCUUUUCGGUGUUCCUCUGUGGCGUCGUCGUCCUCCAGCCGGCAGAAUCUCUGAAAGUGACAAUGGAAAGUCGGAUGGUGGCAGUCUUGGACACAGAUGUGAUGAUACCAUGUGAGAUCUCUGAAUACAGCACUCCAGAGCUAAAGAUCGCAAAAAUAGCUGUUGAGUGGUAUUGGAAGCCUUCUCCCAAGGAAGCGGAAAAUAUAGUGUACACCAUUGUUUCUGGAGUGCCUCAAUCUUAUAGAAACGGUGCAAGAAUGGAUGAAAGUGAACUGAUAAAAGGCAAUGCUGCACUUUCCCUCCCCCAAAUACAGAUUAGUGAAGAAGGAAUAUACAUAUGUUCUGUGACUGUUACCCCAGAUUCAAAUGAAGGAACCACUGUUGUAGAGCUAAUUGCUCAACCUUCAGUAAAGCUGUCUCCCAGGACAGUUGAACUAGAAGACGGCAAGGAGAAGACCCUGUCAUGCACAGUGAAUAAAUUCUAUCCUCUUUUGAUUGAGGUUCAUUGGGAGAAGAAAUCUGAACGCGGCAAUAACGAAGUUGUACCUGCAGAUGAUAUUUGCACAGGGGUACCUGUGAAAAAUGGAGAUGGCACUUUCAAUGUAACCAGUAAACUGGGGCUACAACCAUCUUUACAAGAUAAUGGAAAUGUCUAUAGUUGUGUUGUGGGACACAAAUCAUUUUCCAUACGGCAGGCCUUCAAUGCCACUUUGAUAGUAACAGCUGCAUCACAACCAGUUGGAAAUGUUCAAAAUCAUCCUGCGGGAGGCAGUCAGCCUUUACCACCAGGAAGCAUACCAGUACAAGAAACAGCUGCAGGAUCAGAUCACGUUCAGUCUCACCCUUAA